Messenger RNA from Arvicanthis niloticus (Nile rat), 1571 nucleotides. The record is from RefSeq and is a predicted model, not a curated record. Lineage: Eukaryota; Metazoa; Chordata; Mammalia; Rodentia; Muridae.
AGGAAAUAAAUGCACAUGAUGUUAACAGGCUAGAGAGCAUCAAAUUGGCAUCCAGUUCCUAACAAGGAGCUUAGAAUAAAGCAUGCAAUAUAGUUCUUGGAUAUGAGACCUGGAAAAUCCAAGAAAGAAAUGAGAACCUGAAGGGAUUGUGCUGAUAUACUUAGCAACAAAGAUCAAGUCAAAAUCCAGGUUUCCCAAUGUGGGAGCAGUUCUGGAAAGAGACACCUUUACCACACAUCCCCAGGCCCACAGCCAUUCCUAGGGGCAGACUUUGAACUCAUGAAUGACAGCUAAUGCUUCAGAUGCAACCAACAUUCGGCUUCCAUUGCAGUGCCAUCCCCAUCUUUCCCACUAGUAACAAGAAUCUGGGGUUUAUUCUGCAGCCUUGGCAUCAUGCUUCUACAGCUUGGCAUCAAGAGCAUUGGGCGGGACUGCUUUCCAAAGGACGUCAUUACCCACAAAGGAGAGAAAGCUGAACAUACAUGUAAAAAAGGAGAUGACCUGCUGAUUGGUGUGCCUAGUGAAGCCACAAUUCUUGGGACCAUCCAGCUACUAUGUGCCCUGAUGAUUGCAAGCUUUGGGGGCAUUUUGGUGUCAGCUUCCUACUCUUCCUACUUCAACCCAGAAGAAGCCACCACUUUGAUAUCUGGAUACCUGUUUAUUGGAUCCUUCUGUUUUGCCAGUGCUGGAAUUCUCUCCAUAAUCUCUGAGAAAAUCUCAACCAAACCCUUGGCACUGAGCAGCCUGGCCUCCAAUGUAGCAAGCUCUGUUGUUGCUAUCAUUGGACUCUUCCUCUUCACCUAUUGCCUGAUAGCCCUGGGGACUGCCUUUCCACACUGUAACUCGGAAAAGAAAUUCCUGUCCUUAUUGUCUUAUUUGGAAUCCCACCAUUGGAAGAAUGACGACAAGAACUGCCACCUGGCUUAUGUCAGUGCUAUAAGUGCUCUGGGGAUGAUGCUCCUCUUCACUGCGCUGGAGGCUUUGCUAGCUGUAUAUAGUUCGAUCUUUUGGUGGAAGCAAGUCUACUCCAACAAGCCUGGGGGUACAUUUUUCUUGCCUCCAUCACAAGAUCAUACCCAACUUGCCAAAAGCAAUUUGUUGCAGUAAUGGAUAUGAAAUACAGAAGAAGAAAGAAGAAAUCUAGUGCUCGUGGCAGAGCACAGCUAGACUCUCCUGAAACCUCAGCCUUGGUAGAUCCUAAUAAACAUCUGAAGAAAAGCUUUUCUGUCGUACUUUCAAUGAGUCACUUCAUUUCCAUUGAAAAUCAUUUCCUAAAGUCCAAGUCAGCAAAAUCCGCUGAUUCCACAUUCUGCAAUGACCACAAACUUUAUCAACUUCUCCAAACAGAGUGAACAGACAAUGCCGUUAGAUGAGAAAGCAUGUACUCCUUCAGGGGUGGAAGCCGACAGGGUCAUGUGGCUAGGUAAGAUCUCUCUCUGCAUUACUUGCACAUUCCUUUGCUUAAAUAUUAGACAUUAUGUAUUCCAAGAGACCUGAGAUCCUUUGAAUAUAUGACAGCCUGUACAAGCUCCUGGGUUUGAUACUCCAGCAAUAAAAAUAAAUAAUAAGUC